AUGGUCGCGGGGCGCGUCGCGCGUGCUGGUGGCGCGCGCGCAGCAGGACUCGCCGCUGCUGGGGCAGGGCGUGGAUCCCGUGGCGGCGGGCGCGUCGCGCAACUGCACGCCCGUGUUCAUGAGCGCCGUGCUGCACAAGCUGCUCAAAGUCGACGCUUUCCCCCUCCCGCUCCUAUCUUCCCCCCCUCUAACCUUUGUUCCGCCUUUCCCGCUGUGUCCCCCCCUCCUUCCCCCGGUCGUCCCCGCGUGGCGCCUUUCUUGUUCAUUUCUCCCCGUGCCCGUGUUGCGGUGGCGGCAGAGAAGAGCUACAGCUUCGACGCCGUGGUGCUGCUCAUGAUGUCCUGGGUCGACUCGCGAGCGCCGCUCGUCUGGCGCGCCAUCCGCGGAGUGCGCGACGCGCGCCUAGCGGAGCAGCAGCACCGCGUGGCGGAGUGCGCGCGGCAGUCCGACCGCCUCGUGGGGAACAUGGGCGCAGACGCGGGCGGGGGGCCGAACGGCGCAGCAGGGGACCAAGCGCAGGGGUCGCAGGGGGCGCCCGGGGCGCUGGGGAAGGGUAUUCCGCGAGGGGGCAAUGCGGCGGGAGCACCAUCAGCGGAUGGGUCUAGCCCUGCGUCUGGUGCUGCGCCUGGUGCUGCUGCUGCUGCCAAUGCCUCUGGCUCUAGCAGCAGCGCCACCAACAGCAGCAGCCCAAGCAAUUCCACCACCGCUACCAGCACCACUCCUGCCCGUGUUUCCCGAAUUCUGGCUGUAGCACCUGCACCUGCAUCUGCACCCGCACGCGCUCCCGGUGCAGGUGCUGCUGCUGGUGCUGCCAACGGCACAGCAGGCGCUGGGAACGGCAGCAGGCCGCCUCUCAACGGCAGCGGGCAGCCUGUCAACAGCAGCGGGCCAGGGCAGGGCAGAGCGUGGGAUCAUGCGCCGGGUGGUGGUCCUCACGAUCUGAACGCCUCUGCUGUCGCUGAGCUGUGUGAAAGCGCCGUCACCAAGCCCGUGGCACCCCCGUGCAGCAAGCGGUGUGCGCCGGGGUCGGAGCUGUGCUGUGAUGCCGUGUGGCUGCCGUCCUUCCACGUGCCCAACGUGAAUGCGUACUCACCGACGAGAUUCAGCAGUUCGCGCCUCUCACCAGUCCCACCAUCGUGGGCCGCCAGGUCCGCCUGCAGGGUGAGUGAGAUGAGAUGA
This is a messenger RNA of Closterium sp. Naga37s-1, 1179 nucleotides long. The record is from the annotation of a GenBank genome assembly. NCBI's taxonomy places the organism in Eukaryota, Viridiplantae, Streptophyta, Zygnematophyceae, Desmidiales, Closteriaceae.